CGCGGGGUUGGGGUGAAGUAUCGUAGCUUGGUGAUAAAAUAAGCCGAGGAAAGAUUAUUGCGUGUGUUUCGCAGUGAAUUCCGACCAAUCAACGUCACACGAUGUCGUUACUCGCACGCCAAGUCGUCAUGCUAUUAUUUACCGCGUUGGUUUUGAUCAUCGCGUCAGCGACCGCUGAGCAAACUUGGACUGCGGAAAAUCAAGAGGAUCCUACCAGCCAGUACGUUGGUCCACCGGAGGGCAAUUUUGCAAUGCUCGAGCAGGCUAGGAGAAAAAUAGCACGCCUCAGCCCUCAGGCGAGACGCUUUCUUUUCAGCCCCACGAUUCAUAACACCAUCAAGAAUUCGAACGAAAACAAAAACAGCAACGACCUGGGAAGACCCGACGAUGAAGACGACGACAACGACUACCGAAAUCCUCCGAAUCAAUCUUACGGCUCGCUAUUUCCGCAACUCAUAGGCUACCUGAACCGUCGUUCAGGGACGAUUGAACCCGGCAACUUGGCGAAAGGAAAUAGACUCUGUUUCACCAUGGAGUAAAACGGUACAGACGAAGAAUCGAAAAAAUGGAAAUACCAUGCUAAUUGCUCAGUCGCAAACAUCAAAAUAAAUUUAUUCUGAAGAA
This is a messenger RNA of Athalia rosae (coleseed sawfly), 624 nucleotides long. RefSeq lists its product as uncharacterized. The coding region runs from base 102 to 539 and encodes 145 amino acids. The record is from RefSeq and is a predicted model, not a curated record. NCBI's taxonomy places the organism in Eukaryota, Metazoa, Arthropoda, Insecta, Hymenoptera, Athaliidae. The transcript is spliced from 4 exons.